Messenger RNA from Aspergillus puulaauensis, 804 nucleotides. RefSeq lists its product as uncharacterized. Bases 1 to 804 code for a protein of 267 amino acids. The record is from RefSeq and is a predicted model, not a curated record. NCBI's taxonomy places the organism in Eukaryota, Fungi, Ascomycota, Eurotiomycetes, Eurotiales, Aspergillaceae. The transcript has a single exon.
AUGUCCCAGCUAUCAAAGCUCCUCCGCCACGCCGCCGAUACAAGCCUCAUCCCCAGCGACUCCAUCAAGCCCUCGGUCAUAACCCGUCACAUACUUAACCAUAACUCUCCGAGCACACCAGCCAAUAUCAGCACCGCCGCCACGGACAGACGGACCAGACGUACCAACAUGGCUGACGAUAACAAAACGAAUGAAAAGAAGCCAGCUGUCCAAGAACCCGGGAUCCCAAAGCCAGCCACUCUCCGCAAAAGGCCAUCCUGGAUCAAUAUCGAAAACUGCAAAAACGACAGCUUGUUCCGACAGACUUUCGCAAGCCCAGAGCACAAGGAGUUCCUCGAAGAUAGCAUGAUCCCACUUCCCUCGCCUAAUGAUGGAGCGAAACGUGGCCAGAUAUAUAGCCCUACCCGGAUCCGUCGAACGGCGAGCUCAACUUCUAACCAGCGUUCUGCAAGUCAGGAAUCCACUACAUCGGCCUGGUCUCAUAAGAGUGUGAUUGAGGAGACGAAAGAUCAGAAGGAGAUGAAGGUGGAGGAAAUCGAAGGUGGGUUUACGUCGGAACUUGGUACAAAGUCCAAAGCGCGUCGGAAAAAGAUAGGCGUUGGCCGUCCGGAGAACGAUAAUGGCGGAAAGCCUCCCAAGAAGGUUAUUCAGCAUUGGAUACGAAAUGAGGCAAAUGCGCACUUCACAUUAGGGAUGCCUCUUGGACAACUAGAGGAAAAGCUGCGAGACGGUGUACUCGAACGCGAAAUGGAUGAGCAUUCUGGGGAAUGGAUACGUGCGUACGGGCUGGCUGACGACGAGUGA